AUGGCGCCAAUAGGGAUAAUGGCUCGACUCAAAAGUCUCUAUUCCAAGCAGGAUGAACCUGCCCUGUCAGAAAAGACGGUCGCUUUUCUGUCUGUCAUUCUCACACUACUCUACGUGGUACCAUUCUAUCUCUCCCCAACAACCCGUCCAUCCCCAACUCUCAGUCGCGAUGCCCCAUCCGUGAUUCGCGCCCGCAUCCGCGCCGUCACGGGCUCAUGUAUUGUCGCCUCAUUAUUCGUCCUCUGGCUCAUUGUCGAGGAAGAUAAUUCUUCCAUCGGCGCUGGCAUCAGACUCCUCGGCUGGUGGCCCGUCGGCCUGCUAGAGACGCUUCGGAGUCUUCUACUAACCAUGAUUCUAUUCCUGGGCCCACUCUUUGAGCGUGGUAUUGUCGAGGGCGAGUGGAAGUUCUGGUUCCGUCCCAGCAAGCUCGCCGAGAGUCUCGGUGGCUGGAUUGGCUGGAGGAAUUUCGUCGCGGGUCCUUUCACUGAAGAAGUCAUGUUCCGAUCCGUGAUGGUCCCGCUGUAUUUGCUAGCACAUACCUCGCCGGGCCGGAUCGUCUUCAUCGCACCGCUGUGUUUCGGCAUCGCGCACGUGCACCAUUUCUAUGAGUUCCGUCUGACGCACCCAGAUACCCCAGCUAUAGCUGCGCUACUGCGGUCGCUCUUCCAGUUCGGAUACACGACUAUCUUCGGCUGGUAUGCGACUUUCGUCUAUUUGCGGACGGGCUCGUUGCUCGCCGUUGUUCUCAUCCAUAGUUUCUGUAACUGGUGCGGAUUACCGCGGUUCUGGGGACGUGUUGAGGCUGGUGAGACUAUUGGUCCCCCUAUGACAAGGGGAAAGGAGGAUUCUGACGAUGGUGGUGUUGGGGUUCAGGGUGAUUUGGGUGUUGGGUGGACGAUUGCUUAUUAUGUGCUUCUUGUUGCUGGGGCGGUUGGUUUUGCUCAGGGUUUGUGGCCUUUGACUGAGUCUUAUCAUGCUCUAGUUUCAUUUUCGGGGGGCUCGAACUAG
Molecule: messenger RNA, 1008 nt
Organism: Penicillium griseofulvum
Lineage: Eukaryota; Fungi; Ascomycota; Eurotiomycetes; Eurotiales; Aspergillaceae
Product: CAAX prenyl protease RCE1
Exons: 4
Coding region: 1-1008 (335 amino acids)
Biological process (GO): CAAX-box protein processing
Cellular component (GO): endoplasmic reticulum membrane
Molecular function (GO): metalloendopeptidase activity
Source: RefSeq, a predicted model, not a curated record